Messenger RNA from Cucumis melo (muskmelon), 2328 nucleotides. Its product is annotated as putative Peroxidase 48. The transcript has 4 exons. Gene Ontology annotation, cellular component: plasmodesma; plant-type cell wall. Gene Ontology annotation, molecular function: peroxidase activity; heme binding. Lineage: Eukaryota; Viridiplantae; Streptophyta; Magnoliopsida; Cucurbitales; Cucurbitaceae. Gene Ontology annotation, biological process: hydrogen peroxide catabolic process; response to oxidative stress. The coding region runs from base 627 to 1772 and encodes 381 amino acids. The record is from RefSeq and is a predicted model, not a curated record.
UUUCUUCUUCUUCUUCUUCUUUGCUAUAUGUGAUUAUUUUGUAAUAUUUUUCCAUAAGUUGAUAUGAAUCCAAAAUCCUUGGACUUUCGAAAAUAUGCAUAGUUAGUAUCUUUUCUUUCAUGCGGUUUAAAUAUGCAUAAAUCAAUAAAUCAAUUAGACGUUCAAGAUUUUAUUCAGCAUAAUAUUCAAAUUUAUAAUUAAUUCAUUAAUUAAUUAAAAUUAAAAUUUAUUGAAGAUUAUUUUUGGAAGAAUCGUUAAAAAUGCUAAAAUGGACAAACUAUGGCAAAAUUAAAAAGUAUAAUGAGUUUUUGUACCCGUAGUCUUUUUCGGCCUAAAGUGUAAAUAGCUUGUGUUUUCUUAUCAUUCUUAACCAAAUUCCUUAUUUUUAUUAAACACAAAAUGAUUAGAAGCAUUUUGAAAGUGAAGGGAGUAAAUGGUAAUUUUACAAAUUAUUGUUAUGGUUUUCAAAUUUGGUGAAGAACAGAGUUAAGAGUAUAAUGGGUAUGGCGGGAGUUUCCCUCCCUCCAUUCCAUUUAUUGGUUGAACGAAGUUUUGAUAAAUUGAUAAACAUAUAGUGAAAGAGUUGAGAUUGUUUUGAGUUUGAAUCUGCAAAACCCAACAAAAAAAUGUUGAAUGGUUGGGUUGUUUCAGUCGUCUUCAUCACUCUCCUCGUUUCUCUCUGCAAUCCAAGAGGCGUUUCCGACAUUAAAACUCUUGAUUUCUCUCAAACUCACACUCACACCCUCUUCUCUUUCCUUUCAACUCUUCAGUACGAUUUCUAUCGAGAAUCCUGCCCCAACGCCGAGAACAUUGUAAGAUCUUCCGUGGCUAACAUUUACUCUCACCACCAUGAUAUCUCUGCUUCUCUUCUUAGACUCUUCUUUCACGAUUGCUUUAUUCAGGGCUGCGAUGCUUCCAUCCUAUUGGAUCCCAUUACAGGUGAUGAAACCUAUUCCACUGAGAAGCAGGCUAUCCCCAAUUUGACCUUAAAGGGUUUCCAUGAGAUUGAUCAAAUCAAGGAAGAGCUUGAAAGGGUUUGCCCACGCGUUGUUUCUUGUGCCGAUAUUCUUUCCCUUGCUACUAGAGAUGCCGUCGUUCUGGCUGGUGGCCCCUUCUAUCCAGUUUUCACGGGCAGACGAGACAGCACGAGGGCGUACUUUAAAGAAGCAAUGGCAGACAUGCCACGACCGGACGACAGCAUCAAUCGCACUCUUUAUCUAUUUGCAACAAGAGGACUUGACGAAAGAGAUAUGGUCAGUCUUUUAGGAGCGCAUAACAUUGGAAAGAUUGGGUGUCAGUUCAUUCUGAAUCGUCUUUAUAACUUUUCUGGAACCAACCUACCAGAUCCAUCAAUUGACCCUGAGUUCCUAAACCAGAUGAGAUCCAAGUGCCAAGAGAAGGAGAACAAUGACAACAGUGGCAGUCAAGAUCACAUGUCUCCAGCAUCAUCCCCAGUUUCAAAGGAGGCAUCAGUAGAGAAGCUGAGAAGGUCUACAUUGGACAUGUCAUACUUUCAAGAACUGUCAUCUGCAUUGUCGUCAGAGGGAGGUUUCGACACUCAUUACUACAAGAGCUUGUUGAGUGGGAGAGGAUUGUUGUAUGCUGAUCAGCAACUAAUGGCAAACGAGAAGACUGGAAGACUGGUUCAGGGUUAUGCUUCUGAUGAUGGUUCUACCUUUCGCAGGGACUUUGCAAGGGCUAUGGUCAAGCUAUCGGUUCUUGAUGUUCUGACUGGUUCUCAAGGUCAAAUCCGUGAGAGAUGCGGGUACUAAAUUGCAACAGCAUAUUCUUUCUUUCUUUCUUUUUUUUUUUUUUGUUAUGAGUCGUUCUUUUAGUAUCAUUGCUCUGUUCUCAUUCUUGAACAAAGCUGGAUAUCUCUUACAACUUGUUUAGAAGUCGAUUGAUGUUAAUAUCAGGAAUGUGUAUAAUCGAAACUUCUCACCAACAAAACCAAUAAUAACCAUGUUCUUCCUGCGUGCUAUAUGGCCACCAUAUAUAUUGAGUUUGGGGUAUAAAUGAAUGGAUUUCACAGAUUUCACCAAGGUAAAAAUAUGGAUCCAUAAAUGUCAGUACACCCUCUUCAUGCCUAUUUGGAAUGACUUUUUAUAUGAAAAUAAUGUGUCUUAGCACUGCAUUUGUAAAUGGUGGAGACUGAAACAUGUCUUACUUAAAGUAAUUUGUGUACUUACAAACCCAUUGUGGAUUUCCUUCUCCAGUUUUUGAGCCCUUUUUAGAAUCUUGUCAUUCAUACAAUAUACUAAGAAAGUUCAAUGUACUUCAGGGCUAUUUACCCUUAGGAUUAGAGGGGAGUGGAGUGGGCUAUUUUAG